Lymnaea stagnalis (great pond snail) is the source of this 5838-nucleotide messenger RNA. Lineage: Eukaryota; Metazoa; Mollusca; Gastropoda; Lymnaeidae. The record is from the annotation of a GenBank genome assembly.
AUCUUAAGACACUAUAUCCGGGAUUUUUGUAAGUUAUCGAUGUUUUAGAACGUGGUCAGUUCUUCUUUUGUCGACUAUUUACAGAUUGUACUUUUAAAACUAAAAAGUAGGAAACACAAAACAAAAAUUUAAAAAAAAAAAAAAAAAAAAAAAAAAAAAAAAAAAAAAAAAAAAAAAAAAAAAAAAAAACAAAAAAAAAAAAAAAAAAAAAAAAAAAAAAAAAAAAAAAAAAAAAAAAAAAAAAAAAAAAAAAAAAGCUUUCUUUAAACGACGAGUUGAAUGAAUUAAAGGGUAGAAAAUAAUGUUCAAUUUCUUAAAAUCGAUUAUGAAAAAAAAAUAUAUAUAAGCCUAUUAUUAUUAUCAUUUUUUUUUUGUUGGCAUGUGAGGAUUGUGUAGACUUCGCAGGACGAAAUCCGCAAGGCCUGGGAUUAUUCUUCUAGGAUUAUAAGCUUGUUCCCAACAACAAAUCGCCUCUGUCCACGCCACUGGAUAACGCCAGGGAGCAUCAUAUGGAUGAUACAGCUUGGCACCAGGGUAUAAUUUCUAAUUUUUAAUUCAUUUAAACUUGACUUUUAAAAGAAAGUCUUUUUUUUUUAAAAAAGUUUUUAAAAUAUUUUUUUAGAGUAGUAAUGAGCAAACGGCUAUAUAAAUGCUAAAAAGUUUAUAAAAAGCAUUGAAUCAGAUUGUUCUCAAAACUAAGAAUAAUAUUCCCAACUAUGCCUGGACAUCGACAUCUUAACCCCAUUUGAUCAAACUGACCCAUGCGAUUUUACUCAUGUUAAUAGCACCCUCUCCCUUGACUUUGAUAGCAUCUGAAGUAUGACUAAUCGGUUACAUGUUUCCCUCAGAUCAAUUCUCAUUUAAAGAAAAAAAAAAUAUCAAUCAAAAACCUACGCUUAAGUGAGAUAGAGAUUAUUAUUUUUAGAGAUUAGAUUAGAGGUCUAUUUUGAUAUCUUUGGAAUUAAAAAGAACCACGAACAGCCACAACAGCAACAACAGCAGCAGCAACAACAGCAACAACAACAGCAGCAACAACAGCAGCAGCAACAACAGCAACAACGGCAACAACAACAGCAGCAGCAACAACAGCAACAACGGUGACAACAACAGCAGCAGCAACAACAGCAACAAUGGCAACAACAACAGCAGCAGCAACAACAACAACAACGGCCUGAUUUCUUUGUUAUUUUAUAUUUUUGUUAUUUUUAUAUCAACACAUCCCGAUAUGAAAAGGCUGAAAAAAAACCUGCAACCUUUACAUGCAUAUAAAGAAUAGGUGGUCGUUUAAAAAAAAAAAAAAUUAAGAAACAGGACAAACUUUGUCCCAUAAAUUAUCCCAGAGCUGAUAGAAGUAAAAUGAAUACAAAGGUUUUCAAAAAUUAUAUAUUUAAGUGUAGAAGAGUUGAAUAUCAGAACUAUUUUUUAUAGCUUUUAGCAGACCACACGGUCUACCAGUUCUAAAGGAUUAAGUGCCAGCGACGUAAGUUUUCAAUGUUUAUCUUUAUAAUAUAUACGUAUUUUAUUUGAUGAUUUUUUAUACGUAAUUUUUAUUUUGAUUGAAUUCUGCGGAAUGAGAUAGGGGCUCUAAGGCCCACUUUCCCGACGUGGGGCCCACUCCCCACAAGGGGGGGGGAUUUGAUUGUUUAGGGGGGCAAUUCAAAAAAAUGAGCUGUCUAGAUUUUGAAAAGAAAAUCGUCUGAUGAUACCGUUGGGUUAAAAUACGAAGGAGAAGGCUUGUACCGUAACUUAGUUAAGGUUAAGAGCUUUAUCAAUUGGUGCGAUGCAAAUUUUCUCCAGCUGAAUGUCUAAACAAUAAAGGAAAUGGUUGUCGAUUUCAGGAGGGGGGAAACACCAGAUUAGAGAUCUCAACAUUACAAAAUCAAAGUGUAGAGAAAGUAGAGGCAUAUAACUUAUAAGUAGUUAGGUGUCACCAUUAAUAAUAAGCUAACAUGGCAUUAGCACGGCCAAAUGCUGCAUAAGAAAUUCAACCAAAGACUGUUCUACCUCAAAAAGCUAUACAAUUUCGUCGUAAACAAACAAGUCGUUAACUUAAUUCUACAGUGCAACAAUUGGAAGCCUACUUAAUUUCAGUAUUACCUGCUGGUGUGGGAAUUCAACGUCUGAUAUUAAACACCAAAUAAACCGACUAAUCAAGAAAGCUAGAGACAUAACAUAAACUAAACAUCCUUCACUGGAAGAACUAUUCGAAGAAAUAAGUUUUUUUUGUAAAACUAAACACAUUUUUGAUGAUACAUCCCACCCUCUUCAUCACAGAUACUUAGGAUCAGCAAGUUUGGGACGAAUUCUUUCCUCCAGGGCGAGGACUGAAAGAUAUACAAAUUCUUUUGUUCCCGAAUCUGUACAAAUUUACCAGCGUGCUCCCCCUGAAGUCACAAAUCUUAAUAAGAACUAAUAAUUCCCUGAUAUGGCUUAGAGAACUCUCUGAAUGGCUUUUUUUUUUCCUUUCUAGUGAAAUAAUUUGUUAUUAUAAAUGUCUUGUGUUCAAAUUGUUUUAUUUAUGUACUGAAAAUGUGCAAUGCAAUCAUAAAACAUUUCCAUUCAUUUGGAUCAAUAAAAGAAUCUUAUCUUAUUUUAUCUUAUCUUAUGUGAUUUAACUUGUAUUUUAAAAGGAGAAUAAUUAAAGUCUUAAUUCAAAAUAAGCGUUCAUGAAAAGUGUUGUAAAAAUCAUUUCAGCUUCUUCAGUGAACAACCCUAUUUUUGAAUAUUAAACAUUAUUAUAUAAUACAUUGUGGGGGGGGGGGGCAUAAGAAUAAUUGUAAAAAGGCUUAGGUGGGGACUGGCACAAAAAGGUUGGAAAACACUGCAUUCAAAAUAAGCGUUCAUGAAAAGUGUUGUAAAAAUCAUUUCAGCUUCUUCAGUGAACAACCCUAUUUUUGAAUAUUAAACAUUAUUAUAUAAUACAUUGUGGGGGGGGGGGGCAUUAGAAUAAUUGUAGAAAGGCUUAGGUGGGGCAUGGCACAAAAAGGUUGGCAAACACUGCUAUAAGAUUUGGUUUGAAUUAGCAGUAAAAAAAUAUUCUCUAUACAAACUAUUCUAGUUUGAGAAGCAUAAUUCAAUUGGAUUGAUGGACAUGAAAAAUUCAAGUUUAAAAAUUUUUUUUUACAAAUGCGACAAUGCUAAAAUGAAGUUUUUUACACAGCUUAGUCUAAAAGGAGGAAUUAAAUCAAUCGAAAUUAUUCGGAUGCGCCCAUUGCUAAUUGUGUAAAUCUCAUUAUUGAAAUUGAAUAGGAAGUGAAAAAGAAGAUUUACUGAAAUUGGGAUGGGUUUAAACACAAUGUGCUGUGGAGAGAAAAUUAUUUCAACUAUUUUAUCUUAGGUUAUUUAAAUAAGAAAUGUGUUACUUAAAAUGAAUCAUAACUACAUGCUUGCUUUUUUGUUAUUUUAUUUACGCCAAUUCUAGAUUCACAUUUCUAGAUCCAAGACUCAGUAAUAUGGGCGUCACAAUGACCUUCACCCCUUCGCUGUGGUUGACGUUGGCAGUUUUAAUGGGAACAUCUGCAGCACUAACAAGUGUCAGUUUGAAAUCUACCAACGGCGCUCUCGACCCUCGCGGUGAAGUUGUUCAUGAAUGGACCACACUGGAAUACGAUUGGCCCUCUGACGACGUGAAGGCCGAUUACAUCAAACGAGGCUGGUACGAACCCAACAAAAGCCACCUCUCGGGGAUCGACGUGUACAACGAUGAAGUCUACGUCACGGCUCUUCGAAUGACGCCCGAGGUGCCUUCGGGGCUCAACAAGGUGGUGGUGAAGAACGGGAGGUCUUUACUGCAGCCGUUCCCUAGCCUUGCUGCGAACGAGCUGGGGAAGUGCGAGAGUCUGCAGUCGCCCUUCGCCAGCCAGACCGACCCCAAUACGGGGCUGAUGUACGUCUUAGACGUAGGGAGAACCUGGAGGGGUCCACCAAACCCGUAUGCACCCUGUCCGCCGAAACUGGUGGUCUUUGAUCUAAAAAAUCAGGGAGCGCUCGUCAGAAAACACGAAUUUCUGGAAAGUCUGGUGCCGAAGAACGUCAGCAUCCUCAACGACCUUGUCCUGGACUACAUCACUAGAAAAGACCAGGAGGUCAAGUACAUUUACAUAACGGAUAUCGGAAGCGUUCAGAUCAUCGUAUUUGACCUCGAGACCAACAGCUCAUGGUCGUUCAAGCAUGAAUCUAUGCAGACGGACGAGGACCGUGUCAUGGCCAUAAAUGGCGUCAACUACACUCAGUUGGGGUAUCCUGUGGACGGCAUUGCCAUUGACCCUGAUUUCCUGUCCGUCUAUUAUUGUCCGAUCGGUGGUAGGAAACUCUUUCAGAUCCCCACAUCUGUUCUUAGAGAUCCUGACGGAGAUUUCGCUGGCAGUGUCCGCUUACUUGGCAAGAAGAUUUCAAAUUCUGACGGACUUGCAUCUGGUCAGUCGAGUAUUUUUUACGGGGCCUUGACAUUGAACGCUGUGUAUAAGUAAGUAUAUCGUAUCGUACCAAAUGAAAUGUGUUCAUGAAAAGAAUUCAAUUGUAUAUUGAACUCAUUUUUAAAUAUCUUAAGUCACAUUAUAUUACUUUGAAUUAUUCGUUUUGUAAACAUGUUAAGCAUAGUUUUACUGCAUAGUUCAUAUAUGUGUGUAGUUGUUGUUUUUCGAAGCAAAGGAUGAGGAGGGGGGGGGGGCUACUUUGGUGUGUUUUGUUUUGUUUACCAAGUAAAUUAGUUUCCAUUUCCCUGAUCAGUUGAAUAACUCUAGCGUUACGAAUACUUCAACGUUAUUCAUGUCCUAAUACAUUAGAAACUACUCACUGCUAAGUAAUUCGCAUAUUCAAAGCUCAUCUGCCAUUAUUUUUUUUUUCUUUCCAAUGUUAGGGCUCCCUAAUAAGCCAGUGUAAAGAACCAUGAUCGAUAAAUGAAAACACGAUAUUUUUAAACCAUUUUUUCCCUCCACACUCACUGCCCUCCAAAUCACUUUUUUUUUUCCUUCCAUCGACGCAAAAUUUGUUACAAAAUGUAGUCGCCUUAAUAAUAAACUGUCGCAAAGACGCACACCUUCCACUCUAGACGAUUCACGUCAAUUUUAUAUAUGGAUCAUCCCUUGCUUUAACUUAAUCGUAUACAGGUAUAUUAUCUUGCGGUCAUUAUACAUUUGAAAUAAAGUUGUUUUUCCUCAAGAAAAUGUUUUAAGGAUUGCAAGGAAUGCAAUUAAAAAAAAAAAAAAAAAAAACUCUUUGGUUCUCUUCUAGGUGGGAGCACCUCAAAGAUCGGGAAGACCAGAAGGUCGCGGAGGGCGGCGUGACCCUCGUGACCCAGACCGAGAUCGUUCAGAACGUGACCACAUACAGUUUUGUGGAUAGUCUGAAGGUGGACGACAAGGGCUACCUGUGGUUCACGUCCAACAGGGCCCAGCUCUACUUCUCGGACACCAUGGACUUCAGCGGGGCGAGUGGGAGUAACUUCAGGGUGUGCCGGGUCUACGUCGGCGAGUACUCCUAUUUGUGGAAGGGUCCCGCUGCUGUGGUCGGUUAAAAGCUUGAACUGAAAUCCUCCCCGUGACGAAAUCUAAACGGAAAGAACUUCCAAACGGACCCAAGUUUAAGUCAGCUUGACCCCAAUCUCUUUUUGUCUAUUUAUGGUACCUAAGCCGUCAUCUCCAUUUGUAUUUAUGGCAAAAUAUUUUCUUAUGAAAUUCCCACAAAUCUACUUUUCGGAUCAAACCUCUGAGUAUCAGUGUUAAAUUGUUUAAAAUCUAAAAGUUGCUUGUUUAUAUUGUAUAAACAUUUACGUUCGGGUUUUAUAUCUAACGGUUGUGCAUAUAGUUAUAUGCAAAAUAAAUUGAUUUUAACAAAAUU